This is a messenger RNA of Cercospora beticola, 2896 nucleotides long. RefSeq lists its product as uncharacterized. NCBI's taxonomy places the organism in Eukaryota, Fungi, Ascomycota, Dothideomycetes, Mycosphaerellales, Mycosphaerellaceae. The record is from RefSeq and is a predicted model, not a curated record.
CAUUGCCGGCUCUCUCUGUCUCUCGCCAACACUCGCACUUUCGACUGUGAAGUGAACUGCCACGUGCAGCGUGCAGUGACCGGCGCUCCAGGAGUCUCCAAUUACUGAUCACCACCCAGCUCCUGGGGUCGCCCAUCAACGACAUCAUCGGCCGCCGCGGGAAAACUGGCCGGCAAACAGCAAGCACUGCCAUUCUGAAGCUGCUGCCAUUCUGCUCACCAUGACGCCGCUACACAAUGGAACCGUCGCCCACGGCUCGAACGGACACCGACCGACACGUAGCACUGGACGUGUGCUGCCUGCCAUCCCGCUCGCCUUCAGCAAGCCGAAACAGCAGCAGCCGCCGCAUGUCCGGGCAUCGGCCCAGAAGAAUGCAGCUGUGAAGGCGAGCACUCCGGUCACCACUUCGCCACCAAGAUCCGAAAAGGGCCAGAACGGUGAGAUUGAGGAAAGAGUGAUGGCGGAGGAGGCACGAGGGUCAGAGCAGCUGCCAACAGCUGGAGCCCAGCAAGAGCAAGAGCAGGACGUCCACACUCGGCCGUCAGCAGAGACACCCGUGUCAAGAGGAAGCGGCGCUGCGUCUGUGUCAAACGGAGCUACUCCGGAACCUGCGUCCAGUGAGGCGCCUUCACACAUCACUCCGCUCACGAACGGCCACGCUCCUGCCUCCAGCUCCACCGGCCCGAACAGUCCAGCAUCUGGGCGAAAGCCGGCAGACCGAUUCGACAUGCGGCCUAUUCGCACGGAGCUGCCACCUGCCUUUAUACCAUCAGCGGAGCAGCAGACUCCGCUGUCCGCAGCAUCAAUGCAGUACCGGCCAGCCGCUCCACCUUAUGGACAUUCCGUGCACCCGAGCGCCGGCAGCAUUGUCUUCGGUGGAAAUGAGUCUUCUGGAUCUUCCCCAGCGCCCCCACCAGGCAUGGGCUCGGCUUUUAUGCCACCCCCUCCAGCUCCACCGCUGGCACACAACUACAAUCAUGCACAUCAUGCUUCGGAACCACCACCUCAGCGCUACCAGAACGGACAUCCGCCACCGUCGCAGCUCGCGAAUAGGCAGGGUUUCGCUCCAUCGCAACAUGUCGCCCACCACCACACCCAUGCUCCUCCGCGCUACCCCACGAGGGGAGACUUUACACCCAAUGGCGUCGUCGCAGCAAACGGCUAUGGGCCACGAUCACGUUCUGGCUCGCAUGCAUCAUCACGAGCGGGUAUCGAUCUGCAGUCGCCCAUUGGGCUCGACCAGAGCAUCGAUAGCGCUAAAGCAAUUUACCCUGACCACAAAUCUACUUUCGGAAGCAGGAAUAUCCCACCUCCCUUCCCACACCACAUGGGCCCUCCGCCACCCAACUUCCACCAUCCAGAGAUGGCUGCUGGCUUGGAGAAUGCGGAAUCGAUGCGUGAUCAUGUAACAUCGCAAUUUCGCAAUCCUGCGUUCGCUGAUUGCCACAUUCUGGUGUCUGAGGAGGAAACGUCCACUCACCUCGAGCUGGAUGGCCACAAACUUAUACUGGCACGCAGUCCUCGAUUGUCCGAGAUCAUUCGCAACAACGUAGCGCCGACGUUACCUCAAUCAAAAUCACAGCUGAACGUUCCGCUGAGUGGACGUUAUGUGCGAAUCAGCCCAUUCGUGGACUCUGUUCGCUACCUUUACGGUGGGCCAUUGCCGCCUUUCGAUCUGUACAAUUUGGGCCCCAACACCACUGGCGAAGAUCGAGUGGAGGUUGCCUUGCAGUACAUUGCUACUGGCGCUUGGCUCAACAUCCAUGCAGUGGCUCAGCGUGGUGUUGAGAUUGCGGCGCUCCAUGUGCAAUGGGACACCAUCACAUCCAUUCUUGCGUUCGCACUUGACGGAGGACUGGGGCAAAUGUGGCCAAUCGAGGAUGGCAGUGAGGAGAAGACGAGCACGUGUUCGAGUGACUCCUCCUCGACGAAGCCGGAAGCUGGUGGAUCACCGACCUACGAACCUCACUCCUCGGCUCUGCUUGCACGGGCGCUCGAAUUCGCUGCCCACAACCUCCCACCGAACUUUUACAUCGAUUCCUCCGCACCUCAGUCUCCCUCCUUCCCCCGCCUGCCAGUGUACGCACACCAGCAUGAGAGCAAGUCAUCAAGAUCAGACCCCCGAUUGAGCAAAAUUCGAUUUGGAGAAAUGGCCAACGAUGAUCACCAGCGCCCAUCAUUUGCGACCACUGCUGUAUCAUCUGUACUACUUUCACUCCCGUUUCCCCUGCUCAAAUACUUGCUGGAGCACCCUGCACUCGCUGGUCGUUUGGGAGCCGACACUGUGGGCAGCAUCAUGCGCCAAGUUGUCAAUGAGCGUGAAGUUCGUCGACAUAAAGCGCUGCGAGCCCGCGCUCUCGGUCGCGAUGACGGGACUUCGGAGAAUCAGCAAGUGCAGAAUUUAUACUGGGAAGAAUCUGUGGAGCCAUCGCAUCACACACGCGCGGGCUUCCGGCUGUCGCGUCGAAGACGUGGCAUCGAUACUCCCACCAGCUCUUCCGAUGCCGAUGUCGCUAAAUGAAGCGUGGGCAUUCGGUAUGAUUCAGAUCGAUCAGCGUACUUUUGCUUUGGUUGUUUUCCAGGAGAGGCAAAAAUCUCGAGCGUGUUGUUUUGUGGUGCAUAGCAAGCGAGUGGCGUUUCAGCGAUGGGAAUGAAACAAGUCUUUCGCGCUUGGGAAAAUGAGAAGAUGUUUCUUACAUGCUUUUCGCGAGGCGCUUUUGGUCGGGGGAAAUGUCUCUUACGUGCAUAUGGGGAAUGAGCUGCUUGAGAAAAAAUCCGGACGCGUGGCGUUGGUGGAACAUUUUGGAAUAGGACAUGAGGGUGCUGCUUCGACACAUUUCGGACGAAGCCUCAUGAUGAAUGAGAGCGAUACACGAUGGGCUUUGCGUCGGUCUCU